AUGAAGAGUCUGCUUUGCCUGAGUAUUCUACUUUAUGUCUGUGUCCUCCAUAUUAGCGAUGCCAGAGUCAUCCCAGAGGGAGUACCAUAUGAUGAACCACCAGCCGUUCCUUACUGGCCGUACUCCACCUCUGACUUCUGGAACUACAUUGAGUACUUCAAAUCCAUCGGGGCCUACAACCACAUCAAUGAGAUGGCCCGGGCCUUCUUCGCCCACCAGCACUUGGGAAACACGCUGGGCUACGAGACCAACAUGGGGCACGAGCACUGAGGAAAAAGAGAGCAAGCGUUAAUGUAUGGAAUAAAAGGAAUUAGGGAUGUGUAUUAACUUGCAAAGAUAAGUAAAGUUAACGCCGGAAGGUUUGUAUUUUUAAGAAGCAGAAAAUAAUUUCAUGGUUAGCGCGACCAUACUUGUAUACAGUAGAGAGAGGUAGAUUAAGCUAGUAGCAUUUUUUAACAUUAUGAUAUGCAAUGAAAUUGUAAUA
Doryrhamphus excisus (bluestripe pipefish) is the source of this 484-nucleotide messenger RNA. RefSeq names its product otospiralin (gene otos). The record is from RefSeq and is a predicted model, not a curated record. Gene Ontology annotation, biological process: sensory perception of sound. NCBI's taxonomy places the organism in Eukaryota, Metazoa, Chordata, Actinopteri, Syngnathiformes, Syngnathidae.